Molecule: messenger RNA, 5682 nt
Organism: Trichoplax adhaerens
Lineage: Eukaryota; Metazoa; Placozoa; Uniplacotomia; Trichoplacea; Trichoplacidae
Exons: 69
Coding region: 1-5682 (1893 amino acids)
Biological process (GO): calcium ion transmembrane transport
Cellular component (GO): membrane; endoplasmic reticulum
Molecular function (GO): inositol 1,4,5 trisphosphate binding; inositol 1,4,5-trisphosphate-gated calcium channel activity
Source: RefSeq, a predicted model, not a curated record
AUGUCAGACCCUCAAUAUUUAAGAUUUGGAGAUCAGAUUGCCCUAUAUUGCCAAGACUCUCGCGGUUAUGUAUUUUCUCAGUUAACUUGUUCCCAACAUUCUCGAAUCGCAAUCGGUGCUAACGAUAGACAAGGCCAGAAUGUACCUGAUUUAAAAUGUGCCUUGUUUCAACCUUUGCCACCAACUCGAUUCAAGGCACAAGAUAGAUUAGCUGAGCUAAAAUCGAGAUUUAACAAUCAAAGUGGAUUAGGUGUAAAGGAUGUUGAAGAAUUAGAAGACGCUGAGGAAGCUGCAGUAUCUGAAAUAGAGGAAAAUCGAAAUGAAUCUAAAAAUCUAGCUGCAAGUAUUCUGGUCUAUGGUCAAGUUAUCCAGUUAUUUCAUAUAUUUACAGCAAGAUUUGUGGGAAUCGAUCCAAACACCCCUUCUUGUGUAGAAAGGUUAAAUAAGAAGGUAAAAUUAUUUCAAACAAGCAAUAGCCAAUCUCUGUUUAAAAUUGUACCAAGAUCGAAAGUCAAACUGAACGGCGAUAAGAUAUCUUUAAAUGAUCAUGUCAUCUUCGAAAGCAUUGCAUAUCCCGAUUAUUACCUACAUUGUAGCCGGGGAACAUACGGUUACAAUGAAAUCGAGAGAGGAAGCUAUGAAUUAGAUCUUUCUGUUUUAAAAACUGAAUAUACCCUUGGGCUUCAUUAUCGACCAUCCCUCUAUCCGGAACACGAUCAGUUUAUAAAGCCUGGUAGUGUGCUACAGCUAUUUCAUCAUGAAGUUAAGGGUUACCUUACAGCAGAAGGAUCUUUCUUUGAUAAGGAAAUCAUUGAAGAACCCCAUAUAGGAAUAUGCAAAAAUAAGUCAAAUCUGUUACAAUAUCGCUUUCCAGUUAAUUCUGCCCAGGUUUGUUGGCAAGUUGAAUUCACCGAUGUUAAUCAAAGUUACGAAGGCCAUUACUUAACUUGGAAUCAACCUUUCCGCUUGCGCCAUUUACCGUCCCGUCAAUAUUUACGGGUUCGACAAAAUAAUAAUACUGGUCUGAUGCAAAUUACAGCUGAUACGAUUACUGAUGAUAGUGAAUAUGAAGAUUUUACUUUUUGCUUUCAUUCUGUUAUCAAGGAACCUUUGGAACAUAUUUUAAAUGACAGUUACGUUAGAAUGGAACACAUAGCAAGUCAUUCUUGGCUACACGUUUGCAAAAAUCAUUAUAUUCGCUCAUCGAAUGGUGGUAGCACUAUUUCUGGAUCUUCAGAUCUAAUGGACAUAAAGUGGGAAGACAAGGAAACUUAUCAAGUGGACUUCGUCAAGAUUUCCAAGUCUCACGACAUAUUUUGUGUUCAAGAGGUUGAUGAACAGUUGAUUACUAGAUUUAACUAUGUCGCUGGAUUUAUUCCUUUACUAAAGAAAUUUGUCAAGGAGAGAGAACAAGGUUUGCUGUGUACCGAAAAGGAUAAAAAUGCUGUCGUGGCUGCCCUAAAUGACUUGAAAGAAUUUCAAUAUGAGCAAGGCGAAGUUAACUUAAUAAAUCAAAAGUGUUUGCGAGAUUACAAGAUUGUUGAUAUUGCAAUUCGGUUGAUGCGAUUAUGGGAACGACGAUUUUCUCUUCCAGCAGAUCAAAGAAAUAAAAAUAAGUUAUAUCUUGCAAGAUAUAUUCCAACUAUACAAAAACAGAUUGGUCCAGAAAUUCAGUGUGAAAAAUUACUAAUCGAAUUGAUGAAGGAUAAUAAAUGUAUUCUGAAUCAAAUAACAACAAACCAUAUCGAUAAUCUAAUCGAUACAUUACGUAAUAGCAAGAACUAUCUUUAUCUUGACUUUUUGGCUGCUUUAUGUGUUAGUGAUGGCUGCUCUUUACCCAAUAAUCAAGAAUAUAUUGCCAAUGAAUUAUUCAAACAUGAAUCAGCUAUCUUACUAUAUCGUAUCUACCUUGGAGAAGAAAUAUAUUUAAAACACGGCGUCGUUUAUAUUGGUUAUAAAGGAAGCAAAGAAUGGAAGCCAAUUCAACAAUUUCUUGAAUCACAAGCGAAUGGCCAACUAAAUAGUCGAUACCUUUACCUUAAAAAGCAGCUGUACCUUUUUUGCAAGCUUUGCUGGGGAAGAAAUUGGCGGGUUUUUCGUAUUUUGAUUGAUGAAAAGAAAAUGUUUUCUCUAUCUGCUGUUUGUGCUUGUGUACGCGACUGCCGUUUACCUCCCAGUCUUCGAGCACAAUUUUGUUAUAUAAUCCGUGAUAUCUAUAUGUCCGGUAGAAUCCGUUCUUCCAUUGCAAGUUUAUACAGCCUUUCCUUUAACUACAACAUCAGUGAAACAGAUGAUUUUCCGAAUGAUUUUGCAAAGAAUUUUACAGCGUGGGAAUUAUUCCAAAUCAAUGACUUAAAAUUGUGGUGCUUGACAUUUCUAUCCAAGAAAACGCAUAUGAUUGCAUCUCAAAUUGAUCUUAAUAAAUUUAUAAUUUCGAUAUUGAAAUUAAUCCAUAGCUUUGUCGAAGAGGGGUUAUAUCAAGAUAUGGAAAUAAAAUCAUUAAUAAAAUCCAUUUCAUUCAUAAUUAAUGGAAGCAUGGAUACGCCUUAUCACACUAUACCGAUGAAAAGCUAUAAAUUGGUAGAAUUUCAAGCAUAUAGGAACAAAAGUAGAUUUGAACGGAGUAAAGAAAAUGGAUUCAUGGCCGAGGCAAAGCGCAGGGUUCUACGUACUUUAGAAAUGAUAUUUAAAAGGCAAUGCUAUCAAUAUGUAAAGCGAUUUAUACAGGAAUUUAGACAUGUUGAAAGCGAAACUAGAAGUAAGAAAAGAAAUUUCAGUAAGAAAUUUAAAGGCAGCGAUAAGUUUGCUUUUUUAACAAAGAUGAUGCAAAUUCACAAUUCGGAGGCUGUUAUCGCCUCUAUUAGAUUAGAUGAUCAAGCUAAAUUGUUCCUAGAUGGUCUUCGUGACGAAACGACAAAUUGGAACAAGUUUGAUUCAGAGUUCCUGUUAUUGGACCUUACUAAUUAUAAAUAUGAGUGCAUUAGUAAUAAUGCAAUCGCAGUUUUAAGUGCCAGAUAUUCUAUCUACCAAACAUUAUUUACCAAAAGCAAAGAAAUCCAGUUACUUAAAACUACAAAAUCGAUCCAACUGCAUGAUGAGAAUUUUUUAACCCAUCAAAACAUGAUCUGUGUUACCGUUUACAGUUUAUGUAGCCUGCGUGGUGAUGACGAAGAACCUCAUCCCAUAAAUCAGCAGUUACUAUAUAAUUGCGGAGUCUUUCACAUUGUCUUGGACAUGGUAAAAUUGGAUGCUGGUGAUUACACCGAGACUUUUGCCGGUAAUCGAGCUACUUGCUGUAAGAUUCGAAAGCAACAUGUUGAGAAAAUAAUGGUAUUACUAAUUAAGAAUCCGCAUAAGCCACUAUUAAUAGAUUUACUCUCCAGUUUCAUCAAGGUUGAUUUAUUAAAUCCACCUAUCCUUCGAAAUCAAGCCAUAAUUUCAACGGCAGUUUUGGAUCAUCAAUCAGAAGUAUUGGACAUCUUGAGUGCAGAGAAUAAAUUAAAAAGACGUCAUUUCAUACAAAUGGGUGCUGAUCAUUAUGGAUUACUUUACUUGCUAAAUAUGAUCAAUCUUUUAUCUCAAUGUGCUGAGGGUAAUAAUCACUGUCUUGAGUCAAUUUGUCAAGAAUUACUACCUAUAGAUGAAAUUUUCGAUGUAUUGCUGGAAAUAAAUAUUCCAAUCUACAUUAAAAUACCAUAUUUAAAGUAUUUGACUUCUGUAUAUAUGUACGCUGGGAAAGAUGAAACAGAAAAAUUAAUGUUACAGACUCAUCUAAAAAGCGAUCUGUGGUCGUUUAUUCAAAACAUUCUGCAAAUCCUACAAGCUUUAAAUGAUCAGAUUAAUCGACAAGUAUAUUUUGAAUUAUACUUUCAAUUUGAAUCUGAAGAUGAUUCAGUUUAUCAUGGCCAGAUGAAAGUAGUUAGGGAAUUGACCUUGCUACUUCAUCAACUGGCGAACAAUACUAUCCGAGUCCUCACUGACAAACAUCAGUUUCAGAUUUUGAAAGACACUGUAAUUUAUCUCAUGCUUAAAUUUAGUAAUAUAAUACAGGCUAAAAUCGAACAAUCUGAAUACCAUCCAUUAGAUUUAAUCAAUCACGAUUUUAAUGCAAUUAAUCCUGCUCUUCAACAUUAUAGAGUUGUAUACGGUGAGGAAAAGCGCUUAAAUAAGCUGUUUUCUCAAUACGUUAAUAAUUUUCGAACUACUUAUGCCAACGGAAACAUUAUCAAGACACAACCAGAAAAAGAUGAGAUUCCCUUGGCAAAACAAGCUAACAUCGAAUUUGGUACUAUGAAACUACCACUUGGCAAAGAAUUCCAAGAUUAUGUUGCCUGCUUUACUUCCACACAUUCUGUUGUUCAUCAAUCCAUUGCUAGCAUUAUUAGCCAGCUUGGGUCAGUAUUAAACGAUAAUACUGAUACCGAAAUGGAUAGGCAAAUGAAAAAACAAUUAUAUAUUCGAUAUCUGCAGGUUCUAAGGGCUACUAUCCAUAACGAAAUUGUUCGUUUACCAUCUAAAAUAAGAUACGAGCCAUGGAAAUAUCGGCAAAGGCUCACGGGAGUUAAGCAUGCCCAACAAGCUAUAUUAGUAGACAAAACGGCUGUUUGCAAGAUUCUCUCACUGAUCGUCCAUCCCUGUAGUGAUAUAGUUCGUGAAGUCCUUGCACUACUAGAAGUUUUACUAUAUGGCAGAAAUUCUAAAAUACAAGAUCUGUUUGAGAGUUACUUGUUAGGUACAAGAGAGGAAACAUUUUUUAUGGAGGUCCAUAGAUACAUUCUAGUUUAUAUGGAUAACAUUAAGGAAAGGCAGCAAUUAAAGCGUCUAAAUGAUUGGAAAGAGCGAAAAUUAACAAUUUUACAUGCCGCACUAAAAACUAGCGGCCAUUACAAGAAAUCCUCGGAGUCAGCUAUCACUUUAAAACAAAAUGAAGAUGAAAUAAUGGAGAAAUUGGGUCAGAAUUCCAAGCCAGUUUUGGAUAAUUACGAAUAUGGGUAUAUCAAACUCAUUUUAGCCAUAAUUGCUGGUUUAUGCGAUGGUCAUCGCUACUCGCUACAGGAUUACAUUCGAUAUCAAUGGAACCAUAUUCAAUCAUUUGAUAUCGUAUCAGACUUGGCUUUAUUGCUGAAAACUAUCUGCCAAGAAAUUGACAGCUAUGAUGUGAAUAUUCUCUGCCAGAUACUACGCACGCUUUCUAGCCUGUCUCAAGGGAACGAAUUAAAUCAGCAGCUACUGCUCAAGUAUAAAGUUCCUUGUAUGCUAACGACCAUAUUGAGAGAAUUGAAUUCCACAUGUUCCUCUCUAUGGGUUGUUCAAUUAGAAAACGCAUGCCUAAACCUAUAUUGGCAUUUUCUAGAAAGUACUGAAGAGAUAAGUGACCAACUCUUUAAGGAAAUGCAAAUGGCUGAUUAUCAAUUGUUUCAAUUAAUCCUUUGCAGUCUAUAUGAGCAAAUUACUGCCCCCAUAUCAAGAGAAUCCAAUAGCAGCCAUUUGCAGGGAGAAAAUUGUAUUCAAGCUGGCAUAAUGUUGUAUCGAAUAAUAAUGCGGUUAAAGGAUGCAACUGAUGACCAUGGGAAGCUAGGCUUUUAUUUGUUUGAUAACUUGGCUGAAGAGAAUGAAAGUUUGGGUUACCGUUUUAUCAAAUUAGUACCAGGCUUGCCGCAAUUUUAUCACUGUUUGGACUAG